This is a messenger RNA of Diorhabda carinulata, 10138 nucleotides long. Its product is annotated as semaphorin-1A. Gene Ontology annotation, biological process: negative chemotaxis; negative regulation of axon extension involved in axon guidance; positive regulation of cell migration. NCBI's taxonomy places the organism in Eukaryota, Metazoa, Arthropoda, Insecta, Coleoptera, Chrysomelidae. Gene Ontology annotation, molecular function: chemorepellent activity; semaphorin receptor binding. Bases 703 to 3057 code for a protein of 784 amino acids. The record is from RefSeq and is a predicted model, not a curated record. The transcript is spliced from 15 exons.
UGUCGAUAAAGUAGAAAUCGUUUUUCGCGACUGGGAGCAGAUACAGAAAAAUUAUAGGUUGUGUACUUAGAAAGAUACAAGAGAUAAAUUUUUAAUAUUAGAAGUGUUUUUAGCAUAGUAUACGGAUAAUAUAAUAAAAAAAACUAGUAGUAGUUGAAAAAAUAGAAUUUAUCAAUUGGUAAAAUAAAUAUUUUUGGUUACAACAUAAUUUUGAUACGUGGUGUGGUAAAAAAUUUCGGUUAAUUGUUCACGAAAUGUUAAAAUGAAUCUGUGGUGAUAAUAUUUGUGAUAUAAAAGUGGAAAUGUGUAACUUAGGGACGAGGGGUGAUCUGAAAGUACUUAAUUUCAAAAACGGAUAAAAAUUGGCAGAAACUGGACAAAUUUGUUGGUCGAAACAGGGUUGUAUAAAGCAUUUUGACAGAUUAUUUGCAAAUGAGAGAAGUUGCCGGCGCUCGCAUCGUCGCAAAGUAGAGGGGUAGUCAGCUGGCACGGCCGUCGCGACGUCGUAUCUCUAACAGUCGACGUCAAGUCGUAUAAGCGUCGUUUUGAUUUCGAACGCGUAAUCACGUGAUAUACAUAUAUUUUUUAAAUAACUAAAAGUAAUCGCAUUUUUUUUUAUGUAUGUGAUCUGUGACUGUGUUUUUUAAUAGUGUUUUAUAGUGAUGCAAACUACUUAGUUAUUUGUAUAAAGUGAUUUAUGACAUGUUAUACCGAUCUCGACAAUUUCCAUUAUCGCGAAAAGGUCGGAAAACGAUGGGCCCUUUGUUUAUUUUCGUCACAUUCGGUUUAAACGUUUGUAUGGCGGCUUGGCAGGAAAAUGUAAGACCCAAGAUGUAUGUGCAAUUAGGGGCCGAGGAUGACGUGCAUCGUUUCAGAGGCAACGAUACCCACACCGAUUACUUCCGGUUAAUUAUGAGAGACGGCGAUUCGUUGUUGGUUGGCGGAAGAAACGUCGUCUAUAAUUUAACUUUGGCGGAACUUACCGAACAACAAAGGCUACUUUGGUUUUCCAACGAACACGAUGCCAAAAUGUGUGUAGUUAAGGGCAAAGACGAGGAAAACUGUCAAAAUUAUAUCAGGAUUAUGGCCAAAACCGACACGGGGAAACUUUUACUUUGCGGCACCAACGCUUUCAAACCGAUCUGCAGGGAAUACAAUAUUUUAACGAAAAAUUACACCGUCUCCAAAGAGAAACCAGGCCAAGCCGUGUGCCCUUACGACCCCCAUCAUAAUUCCACGGCUAUCUACGUCGAUAGAGACCUGUAUACGGGAACCGUGGCCGAUUUCAGCGGCAUGGACCCCAUCAUCUACAGGGAGCCAUUGCAAACCGAACAAUACGAUUCGAUGAGUCUCAACGCUCCCGAUUUUGUUGGAUCCAUGACUCAAGGAGACUUCGUUUACUUCUUUUUCAGAGAAACUGCAGUUGAAUACAUCAAUUGCGGAAAGACCGUCUAUUCACGUGUGGCGAGAGUGUGCAAGAAUGACCGAGGAGGGCCUCAUCGUUUUCGUAAUCGUUGGACUUCUUUUUUAAAAUCACGCUUGAAUUGUUCAGUAACGGGGGAAUUUCCAUUCAGCUUCAACGAAAUACAAUCAACAACGGAUCUAAUAGACGGUAAAUAUGGAGAUAUACAAGCCCAACUCGUAUAUGGUACUUUCACGACUCCUCCUAAUAGUAUAUCCGGUAGCGCCGUUUGCGCUUUCAGCCUCCAAGAUAUUACAGAUACUUUCGAAGGUAACUUCAAAGAACAAGCCGCCAUCAACUCCAAUUGGUUACCUGUAUUAAGUAAUAAAGUACCGGAUCCUCGACCUGGACAAUGCCACAACGAUAGUAGGACUCUACCAGAUCUGACACUCAAUUUUAUCAAAACGCAUUCGUUGAUGGACGAAAGUGUACCUAGUUUCUUCGGACAACCGAUUCUGAUUAGAACAAGCUUCCAUUACAGAUUCACGCAAAUAGCAGUAGAUCCACAAGUCAAAGUCCCAGGGGGUAAAACUUACGAUGUACUUUUCAUCGGAACAGAUAACGGAAAAGUUAUAAAAUCGAUAAACGGUUUAUCCGCCGAUUCGAGACACGGCGUUCGAACAGUGGUUAUAGAAGAAAUUCAAGUUUUUCCAAUCCACGCACCGGUACGAAGUAUAAAAAUAAUGAAAAACGUUAAAAAUGGUAAAGAAGAAACACGACUGGUGGUCGUGUCUGAUACGGAAGUUCAAUCUUUGAGGGUACACCGAUGCGACAGCUCUAAAAUCUCCAGUUGUAGUGAAUGUGUGGCUCUGCAAGAUCCUUAUUGCGCUUGGGACAAAGUACAAGGAAAAUGCCGAUCCAAAGGUUCCGGUAGAUGGGGAGAAGAAAGUUAUUUUUUCCAAAGCGUUAGUACAGGAGAACACGCCGCUUGUCCCCCUUUAAAACUGGGAAAAGACGCGGGAUCGGUGGGGGGAUUGAGCUCGUCCCAACCCAAAUACAAUUCCGAUCACCAACCGAGUAACGAUAAACCCGAUGGACAAGUCAUUAACAUUAUUCAAGAUAAACCUUUCGAAAGUAGCGGUCCGGCAGUAACCGCUACUGACGCUCAUCCGAAUCAGUACCCCGUAGAAACGCUCAUAAUGGCCGUUGUGGCAGGUUCCGUAUCCGCUCUUGUCGUCGGAUUCUUCGCGGGUUAUUUAUGCGGUCGUAAAUGCCACAAGGACGAAGACGACAACCUCCCCUACCCCGAUACCGAAUACGAAUACUUCGAACAAAGACAAAAUAUGAACAGUAGAAUCGCAGCCGAGCCGAAAUUACUUCCGCAAGAAGAAGUGACGUACGCGGAGCCGGUGUUGGUUCCGCAGCCGCCUCCGAAGCUUCAUUCGCCUAAAAAUACGCUGCGUAAAGGGCCGCAUCAAAAUAACGCAGAGACGCUCUUCCAAUUCCAAACUGACGGCGGCUACAAUGGUCGGGAUAAUUAUAGAGGUCGUGAUAACUUCGGGACGUUAAGGUCCCAUCAGUUGUUACAGGGUGAUAAUUAUCGGCGAGGCGACGGCUUCGGAACAACGCGAAGCGUCAAGAAAGUAUACCUCUGAGAAAACAGCGAGGAGGGGCGAAGCUUGGGUCGCGUUCCCCGACCCUCCCAACAGCAGAGAUCCGGUCACAGCGCCCUGCCGACCAGCAGCGGAUCCUCUAGCUCUCCCUCGCCGCCCUCCUCGUCACCGUCGCCGACGCCACCCAAUACUGCCUCCUACAUCUACAGGGCGUAGCUGUUCUCCUAAAAGGCGCGAUCUAUCGAUGGAACCUAACUUCUGAGAUAUAGAGAGAAGGCGUUGCCGCAGUACUCGCUUAACUUGGUCCGAAAAUCGCUGCUCUGUUUGUAUAACGGUAGAAUUUCGCGUAUAAUGACGAUUUUGAAUGAUGAUGUUUGACUGGCCUUCUUUAAAGUCAUAGGUUCGUAGGGAAAUUAUUUUAAUAAAUAUCGGAAUGAGAGUUUUACGAAUAAAAAUGCAAAUCAUCGAGUAAAAUUUUUUUAAAAAUUAAUGAAACACCCUAUAUAUUAUAUUAUUUUUCAUAAUUUUUAUAAAUUUUUCCAAUAUAUAGCUUUGCUACGUUAUAUAAAGUCUAGUACAAGCUAUUGCAAAUUUAAUUAUAAAACAGUACCAUAUUUGUUACCCUGUAUAUAUAAAUAUUUCAAAUAUUAACAUUUUUUUUAGUAUUAUAUUUUUCGAAAAAAUUGAAUCGUCCUGUAUGAUAUGAAGUUAUUGAGAAAAAAAUUCGAAUGUCUAUAUCGCCCCUGUAUAUGGGAAAUUAAGUUUUUAUAACAAAAAAAAGUAAUUAUUUGAUUUUAAGUUGGCGAUCCUGUAUAUUUCUGAAUGGUCAGAUCACACAGCACAAUUUUUGACAUUUAAUGAACCGUUACGUCAAUUAUAAAUAAAAAAAAUCCCAAUUAUUGUUUGAAUAAAAUAUAAAAAGAGUUUUUGUUAGAAUUAACCAAAAAAAACUUAAUUAUUAUUAAUUCUCUAUACACAAUUAGUUUGUUUAACACUACAAUAUGGCAUACGUCUCAAAUCACGUUACUCGGAAUCAAGGACUCUUCCAUAAGGACAGUCUACUUCCAUUAAUCUCACAUAAUAUUGUGAAGUCACUAAUUACAUCAAGCAUGUAACCAUCAUAUGACAGUUUUGAAUGAUGGUCAUAUUAAGUCGAAUUAACAUUUCUUCAAUCUGCUUUAAUUUUAAUAGUCCGUUUCUGAAAUUGUGUUUAUAAUUCAUUUCAAACUUAAGAACUCACAAUUUAUUCACCUAUGUAAUUUGUGACGUAAUCGACCAUCGUAUGCUUUGUGGUAGAAUCCUCGACUCGAAAUGACCUUGUAUAUUAUAUCGAUCGAUCAUCGAUCUCAAUCUAGUAAAAUUUUUAGUGGUGUGAACUUCUGUAGUAUAGUGUGCCGUGGCAUUUUUGACACUAUUGACAGUUUCUUCUCGGAAAUAUUCCGUUAGGUUAACAUUUUUCUAAUUGUGUGAAGAUAUAUAAUUAAAAAAUAAUAGUUUGAAUAUAUCGAUAAAGAUUUUAUAACGUUAAUCUAUUGAAUUAAAACGACGGGCUACAAGAGAUCGAUCAGGUAAAGUUUUUUUGAUAACUUGAUAUUCGUAAUAAUAUAUAGGGUGUAUAAAGAAAAGAAACGGGUUUUUUUGUUAGUAAUUAUAUUUAUUUUAUAUUAAAUCAAAUGAGAUUUCCGUAUGAAUCAAUAACGGGAAGGGAAAAUUUUAGUAUUGCGCCAUAGUAAAAAAAUAUAUAUUAUAUAGGAUGUAGUAGAGGGCAGUGUGCAUUUUUUAGAUACGACUUGAUAGACUUGUUUAUUAUAAAUAUAUAUAUACAUAUUCUGAUGAUUAAUAAAGUGCUUCUUAUGAAUGUGUUUAGGUAAGAAUGUGGGUAUAAAUAGAAUUGUUAUAAUUUAGCAAAAGAUAAUAACAUUGUGAUUAGAUUUAUGAUAUUCUUUAGCUAUAUAACGUUGUUCCAUCUUAUAAAUAGUCUAGUGAAUAUUAAGAUAGAUUCAUAUAUAUAUAAAUAUAUUCCAAUUUUUGUUUAGUCACGUGAUUGAUGAUUUUCUAAUUAGAUAUUUACAAUUAGGUGUUGCUACAUUUCGUGAUUACGAAGAUAUAAUUUUAAUGAAAAUGUUUCAAUUUUUAUUAAAAUGUGAUAAAUUCAUGUUUUUUUUAUGAAAAAAAAAAUUAAGGGAAAACAAGAAAUUAAGGAGAUUAAACAUAUUUAAUUAAAUAAAUGGUUGUAGAUAGAAUCGAACGCACAAUAUUAAAGGAUAUUUGUUUUAUGUAGCAAUAAUUAAUUGUUUAUGUUUAUUUUGUAUGAUAUAUUAGAAAAUCGAAAAUAUAUUUUUGCAGCGACUGCAUUAAUCGCCGAUUUCAUCUCUGUGUGGAAAUAUUAGAUUUGCUAGACUAUAUACACCAUCUUGUUAUAUGAAAAAUGUAUAUUCUCUCAUCAAAUCGUAUUCGUUCGCUUUGUAAUGACUGUUAACAAUAUUUUUUUAUCUUCGUAAACAGAAAACAAACAAAAUGUAGUUGUUACAAAGUGAGCGCUCCUAUUUUUUCAUUUCCGUUCGCUUUUCGGUAUUUGUUUAGUGCAACUAGUAAUGUACAUAAGACUGAAAAACUGUAAUAACCAGUUUUGAUUUCAUAAAAAAAAAUAAAUGCUGAUUCCGCGUUUACUUAUAUUGCUUUUAGUAAAUACGUUUCGACGGGUGACGGUUCGCCUCUUUAGAGCCUAUAUAUUGUUUAUAAUUAUUUUCUAUAUAAUUUUUUAAUAAGUCGCCUUCGCUUCCUAGUAAUCAUCGCGUCUUAGGCGCUUUUUUUUAAAUUACGGCUUUGUACAUACUUUUUUCAAAUAUUCAUCGCUUUCUAGAUACUUUCUUUCAAUAUUUUUGUUAUUCCUAGGCGUUUUUUCUAAUAUCUAUCCAUUCCCAGAUAAUGCUUUCAACUAUUCAUGGCUUUCUAGGCAAUUUUUCACUAUUCGACACUUCUUAGACAAUUUUUUAGAAUGUUGUGUCAUUUCUUGAUACAUUUUUGCUUUCUAUACAUUUUUUUAAUAUUCAUUACUUCCUAGUGGAAGUUUUCUGAAGUGGUUAGCCAUUCCUAGAUACUUUUCUGAAAUGGUUAGUCACUUUUUCCAAUAUUUAUUGAUUUCCAGAGAAAGUUUUAACGAUUCAUUGUUUUCUAGAUACGUUUUUAGUAUUCACCACUUCCUAGACACUUUUCUGAAAGUUUAGCCACUCCUAGACACUUAUUCCAAUAUGUACCACUUUCCAUAGAAAGUUUUUAACAAUUCAUUACAUUCUAGGCUUUUUUCACCAAUUAAUGAAUACUUUUCUGAAGUGUUUAGCCAUUCCUGGAUACUUUUUGAAAAUUUUUAGCCAUUUCUAGACCCUUUUUCCAAUAUAUAUUGCUUUCCGGACAAUGCUUUGACAGUUCCUACUCACUUUUUUAUCAUAUUUGAGAGUUAUUAGCCACUUUUCCCCAUAUUUGACAGUUCUUAAUCAUUUUUUUGUCAUUGUUGACAGAUCGUAGUCACUUUUUUCAUAUUUGACAGUUCUUAGUUAGUUUUUUCUCAUAUUUGAUUGUUCUUAGACACUUUUCUCCCAUAUUUGACAGUUAUUAGCCACUUUUUUCUGCAUUUAGACAGUUAUUAGUUAAUUUUCUUAUAUUUGACAGUUUGAAGAAGAUCAAUACAACAUGAGAAGUUUCAGCUACAUAAAUAAUUUAUCUAGCGAUUAGACUUAGUAGGUAGACGGUGGAAAAUGGUCAAUAAUUGCAAUAAAAUUAUAAUUUAAAAAAAUUCUAUGUUUUUUGUUGUAGUAAAUAUAUCUGUCGCCUGUCAUAACGUAUUAUAGGCUUAUUAUGAUUUGUUAAACAUUAUUUUUGUUUUUUAAUUUAACGAGUGUAUAACAAAUCAGCAAUAUGUCAAUUAUUUGGUGCUCCGCACCUGACAAAUACUAUACUCACUUUAAUGUAAUUAAGUUUGUAAAAAUAACAAUCAGUCGAGAUUUUAGCUGAUGAUUGUUAACAUUUUUUAUUGUUGCUCAAAUGUUUAUUUAAUUUAUGUAUCACAACUCGUUUUUUUUUUGUAUUAAGAAUAUAAUGGAAACUGACAUACACUGAGAGAACUUCUUUUAAAUUUUCCGCGAAUUAUUUUGUGAAGUUUUACAAAACGUUUUUUAGCGGAUUACUUGAAAAAAGUUCCCUGGAAUCUAUUUCGUUUUAGUCUCUAAAAGAAAAACGAAAUUAUUUCUAACCGAUAUUAGUGUUUCCUUUUUUUCAUAAGUUUUGUAUAAAAAUGUAGAUAGAUUUUUAAUGAUAUUAUACCUAGUCGUGUUAUGAUAACUUUUUGAAUUUGGCACUCGAAAAUUUUUAUAGAUCUAGCAGUAGGAAAAGCUCUUUUUACAUUUUUAAUAUAAUACAAUGCUUAAGUAUAUUCUAACUGUUUCAUAUCGCCCUAAAUACUAAAUAUUCUAUCAAUAAUAACAUUCGAUAAAAGCUAAUAGAAAUUACGUAUUUAUUUGAUGAAAUUGGACACUUAAAAUACAAACAAAUCUUAGUUUUUAUUCAAAAUUCAGUUCUUUUCAUACCAAAUAUUCAAAAUUAAGUAAAUUCAGAGAUUUACAAUGGUAUUUUUGAUAAAAUUAAUCGUUGAUGCAAAGUGAAACUUAACCUCAAAAACUAUUUAAUUCAAGCUUCAUUCUAUAUAAUUAUUCAUUUAUUAAUCUAUUAAAUAAACUGAGUACUUACAUGAAAUAAUCUACACUAAAGAAAAAACGUUGUUUGAACUCUCAUUUCGUUAAUUUAAACCUCAUAUAAAAAUUUUAUUUACGUGUAGAGACUAACAACGCCAUGACACUCACAAACUUUUGGUACGAAUUUCAAAUCUAAUUAUUUUUCUCACUAAAUCUUUAUGUAGGAUUAAUUAUUGUAUCACUAAUUCGACGUUAUGAUUUAUAUAAUUUUUUUCUAUACAACUGUUUAUUAAAAAUAUUACGAAAAUCUAUUUUCUAAUAGCAUUUAUGUUGAUGUUUAUAUCGUUCCCGCUACCACUCCCACCUCGCGGAUGUUUCUUGAAGUUGAAUAAAAAUCACGAAUACAAUAUUACGAGGGGAUGUCAAUAAGUACGCACAUUUCGUUAGCAACAAGUUUGUUGAAUAUUGAAAACUUGGGGUAGUUUUGUUAAUUUAUACUUGAGCACGUUAAAAAAUACAAGGAAUUCGAAUUACAAUUUCAGACAGUUUGUAAUUGUACAUUCUUGAAAUGAAAAUACCAACACAGAAUAUUUAAAUUUGACUUUGUAUUAGAAAUUUUUUGAGUCGAUAUAUGAAAAUAAUCGUCAAGUAAAUUUUAUUAAUGGCGAUUUUGGUUGAUUUUAAUGAUCUUGACGUAAUAUUCGUUUUCUAUAAGGGAUCUUCAUAAAGUUGAAAAAAGACGAAAGUAGAAUUACGAGGGGUUGUCAGAAUGUAGGAAAUAUUGUGAAAAAAUCGAAUUUCCUUUUUUCGAACAAUAAUUAUUUGUUAAUAAUAAAGUGCCAAACUAAAAAAGAAUAUUACGAAUUGUCGAUAAUUGUUUAUAACAAUUCCUUGUAUUAUAAUUAUAUAUAUAUUUAAAAAUAAUAUUUUAUAUGAUAUGAAGUAGAGAAAAAAAUUUUUAAUAAACUCUAGUGAUUUGUAAAAAAAAAUGCGAUUAAUUAUUAAAAAAAAAAAAAAACUUGCUUCUUCCUAAAUUGGGUAACCGAAACGCCCAAAACAAAAAUUUAUUAAUAAGCAGUGAUAAUCUGCGUUCGUAGCAUUUAAGGCAGCCAGCCAUUUUUUUAAAAUAUAUUUCAUCCUAAUUAUAUAAUAAAAAAUUUAAAAAAAAAACAUAGAUUAAUAAAUUUAGCUUGUAGUUAUAGUUUGUAAGUAUUUAAAACAAAAUACUUAUAAAAAAAAGCAGAUCGUACUGAUUCCAGUGAUAUUGAUCUGGAUUUUUGCCUAAGAAGCCUUUAGAUUUUAAAAUAUAAAAAAAUAUAUAUUAUAAUAUUUAUUAGGAGGGGCGAAAACGGUGCUUAAUCCCUACAAACAUCAAUAUUACUUUGAGAUCUCCCCUGGGCUCACGUUAAGUACAAAAAAACAGAGAGAAGGUUUCAGGUUUUUCCCUAAGUCAGGUAUAUCGUGGAGGAUUCAUUUAAUUUGGAAAUUAAGAUAGUCCCGGACGGAAAUCUGAUAUAGUUGAGCAUUAAUAAGAGAAUUUUUCGUUUCGGAGGGGUUGUACGGGGGAUUUAUCGAAAUAUCUUCGAAAACUAAGCAGUAAUCACUCGUCGUGACUGUAUUCCAUCGGUCUAUAUAUCGAAUUUCCAUUGGUACGGAUCGUGGUGGUAGUUUUCACUCCGCUAAUCACUGAUACCUUUCGGAAAAACCUUGACGCUCGUGGAAAUUGAUCUUGAACUGCUGCAGGUCGUAGUACUAGGAAAACACGUCUAAUUGAGUCGAAUCUGCAUUCGUGGGAAUCACCAGCGUUGAUAUCCAACCUUUUUUGAGGUGUUUCCAUCGAUUUUUUGAUUUUCCAAGUUUCGUAUCGGAUCCGUAUUGCGCUGAAGCGAACCAUCGACGGUUUAACGUAGUUUAAGAUACCGAAUUCGUUGUUAAAUCGUAUAUUUUGUAUAAAUAAUUUAUACCAAAGAAAUAUCUUCCAGUUAGCACCGUUUUUCGUUCACCCCGUACGUAUAAAUCGUUGCAUCAUCAUGUAUAACAUUCCAUAUUUAAAAAUGAAAAGAAAAAAACGUGAGAUGACAUGGUCCGAUCGUCAAUAUAUCAUUAAAAUGAACCCAUCGAUGAUUCUAAAAAAAGAAACCUUAGAAAUAAAACAAAAGCUGCGAUUGUUAGUUGUAAUUAUAAAAUAAGCCUCUCGCAGAAUGUAUUAUAUAUUAUUACCACUAUAUUAUUAUGCCCACUUGGUCCAGAUAAGAUUUUUUACUACCGUUUGUAUAGAAUUUACCUCGUUUAAUGAAAGAAAAUAAAUUUUUCGUGUGUACAACUUGUAUAAACGUCUAUCUGGAUCGAGUGCUUUUCAAAAAUAUUUAAUAAUAUUGACUCUAGAUGACACAAUGUAUUCUUUAAAUAGAAAUAAAAAUAUAAUUCGAAAACAA